This is a messenger RNA of Aethina tumida (small hive beetle), 1950 nucleotides long. Its product is annotated as innexin inx2-like. The transcript has 4 exons. Bases 125 to 1210 code for a protein of 361 amino acids. Gene Ontology annotation, cellular component: plasma membrane; gap junction. Gene Ontology annotation, molecular function: gap junction channel activity. Lineage: Eukaryota; Metazoa; Arthropoda; Insecta; Coleoptera; Nitidulidae. The record is from RefSeq and is a predicted model, not a curated record. Gene Ontology annotation, biological process: phototransduction.
CCACCGCGACAUAGGUUAUUUUGUUAAGUUGCCCUUGCUGUAACACUCCAUGGCAUAAUUUGGAACGGUGAGGAGUGAAAAUUUAAUAAAUUAGCCGGCGUGUGUGGAUUUGUGAAUAUCAAAAAUGAUAGACUUCCUUCAAUCAUUCAAGACUUUGGUCAAAGUAGAGACAAUCCACAUUGAUAAUUACGUAUUCAAAUGCCACUACAAACUCACAGUGAUUAUGCUAAUUGUUUUUUCGAUUAUGCUGACCAGCAAACAAUAUUUCGGUGAACCGAUUGAAUGUCAAUCGGAUGGGGACAUGAAUGGCCUCAACACUUACUGCUGGAUUGAGGGAAUUUACACCUUAAAAACUAAUACUACUGGGCCUCUGAGGGGUCUCGGUAACAGUCCAAGUGUAUAUUCAGAAAAUCGGUACAGGCCAGACAAAAUUAAUCAUUAUAAAUAUUACCAGUAUGUUUCAUUUCUGUUCUGUAUGCAAGCCCUAGUAUUUUAUCUGCCGAGAUAUUUGUGGAAAAAUUGGGAGCAAGGACUUUUAAAAUAUUUGUUGACCGAUUUAAUUGGUCCUGUAGCCAAACCAAACUGGACAACCCAGACAAAAGAUAUGUUGGUAAAUUAUCUUCUCAAUGGAAAAUAUCCACAUAAUAAAUACGCACUGCGUUAUUGUUUCUGUGAAUUUUUAAAUCUACUAAAUGUGAUUGGGCAAUUAUUAUUACUGGAUUGGUUUCUGUUAGGUAAUUUCCUGCCCUAUGGUGUAGAAGUAAUGAACGGUCGUCCCAAUUCCAUCUCGAACGUGUUUCCACUGAAGGCCAAAUGUAACUUUGACAAAUACGGUGUGAGCGGUACCAAAGAACUCUAUGACGCUCUCUGCAUUCUACCACUAAACGCACUUAACGAGAAAAUAUUCCUCGUAAUCUGGUUUUGGUUGUUUUUCCUAUUAAUUAUUUCCAGCGUGGCGUUAAUUUAUCGGAUUUUUGUGCUCGCCAUUCCGAGGGUGAGAGUUUAUUUAUUAUUGGGCCGCAUCAAGCAUUUUGGAAUAAAUAAGGCGACUGUUCUUAUUCGACAGUUGACCUUCGGAGACUUCUUUAUACUGCACAGUAUCGGCAAGAACAUUAAUCCUGUCGUGUAUGGGGAGCUGCUCAAUAGUCUCUAUGACCACGUAAGGAACAAAAAAAUAUUUUAUGACAGUACUCGAAUUGAAGAAGCCUAAUUUCCAAAAUUCAGUUAUAGAGGUCAAUUUUUUUAUUUACUCUUUGUAUUAAUUGUUUUUUUUUUGUUAUUUACAGUUCAAGCCUUUUGGAAGAAUAUUGUAGUUAGUGAAUGUAUUCAAGAGUUGUACGUAAUAAUCUUGUUACACUGACAUCACUCAAUAGAGAUAAUUCAUUUUUUUACUUCAAUAUUAAUGAGGUCUUACUUUUUUGUUAUACAUAUGUUGUUAAUAUAGGAAUAUAAGUACGUUAAGAAAUCCUAAAAGACUAAAAUCAGGGAGCAAUGUUGCUUUAUAUUAUUUUGAUAGAGAAUGUAUUUUUAUUUAAAUAUUUGUGAACCAUGCAGAUAUGGUUGUUUAUGUGAGUUUCUACUACAUUAACUUAUGUGUGUAAUGUUAUUUCUAAUAGUUGAUUUAAUUUGUUAGAAUGUUGUUUCUUAGUACCGAGUUUAUAAACUAAUGUACAUUUUAAAAUGUAUGUUUAAAUAGUUUUGUUAUUUACUUGGAUUUUUAUGUUGUUUAUAUCACCAGUUUUAAAACAUGGCUGUGCUAAACGCAAUUUGUAUUUAAUAUUAGGAUGAAAAAUGUUAAUUAAAAUUAGUGAAUACCUGUUACUUAUAAGAAAAACAUAUUUAUUUGAUAAUAUAGCAAUGCCUUGAAUAUGUUAGAUGCCAUAUUUUAUAAUUAGUAUUUGUUUUGUGAUAUUUUUGUUAUACUGUUCAAUAUAUUUUUGAAACAAAGAA